GGGGGGUGGGGAGUGUUGCUUUAUUGGUCAGUGAAUUUGGUGGACUCAGAAACACAAGCAAUUAAGCGAAGGAAAGCAAAGUUGAGGAUUCAUUUUCCAAACAAAAAGACCAAACGGGCAACGGAUGUAAAUGUAGUAGUCUGUAGAUGGUAUGUAUGUGUAUGAUCAAAGGAUCAACACCACUUGACUCAAAUCAAGACUUCUUUUUUUUUUUUGUUCUUCUACCCAAAAAUGGGCUCCUCUCAGAUUCAUCAUUACUUCUUGGAUCUAAAGCAAAGCUCAUAAUUCAUGUCAUGGCUGCCCCUCUCUCUACUCCUUCCUCCAUCUCUGUAAACUUUUCAACCUAAACACCCAAAAACCCCAGCCAGGCCCUCUCCACACCCACCCAGAUAUAAGGUUUGGAGCACAAGUAUAACUACGAUGCUUAAGCAAAUUCUGGGGAGACUCCCGCGGAAAACAUCAAAAUCUGAUUCUUUAGACUCUGCCGGGAGCAAUUCUUCUGGCAAUGGUGGUCUCAACUUUGGCAGUGGAAUCCAAUUUACCAACAGUUGCAAUGUUGUGUCGGCCAGAUUGAAUGUGGUUAAACGGAUGUCUUCGGCGAUUUUCCCAUCCAGUAAUGGUACCGUAGUGGAAAUGGUGGAACCCCAUAUAUCUUUCAAAGAUAUUUCGAAUUCAGAGAAACAGAACCUAUUCAUCAGCAAGUUAAACCUAUGUUGUUCGGUAUACGAUUUCAACAACUCCGGUAAGAACUGCGAGGAGAAAGAUGUUAAACGGCAGACCCUGGUAGAACUUGUUGAUUUUGUUGCUUCUGGAUCUGCAAAAUUCAACGAACAGGCAAUUGCUUCGACGUGCAAAAUGUGCGCGAUUAACCUUUUUAGAGAUUUUCCACCCAAGUGUAGGUCUUAUGCUGCUCGGGGUGAAACUGAAGACGAGGAACCGAUGUUUGAUCCUGCUUGGUCACAUUUGCAGCUCGUUUAUGACCUACUCCUUCGGUUUGUAGGUUGCAAUUCUCUUGAUGUAAAGGUAGCGAAAAAGUACGUAGACCAUUCUUUUGUUUUAAGAUUACUUGACCUAUUCGAAUCAGAGGACCCAAGGGAAAGAGAUUGCUUAAAAACCAUACUGCAUCGGCUUUAUGGGAAGUUCAUGGUGCAUAGGCCUUUCAUUCGAAAAUCUGUCAGCAACAUUAUCUACCGUUUUGUUUUUGAAACCGAGCGUCACAAUGGAAUUGCUGAGUUGUUGGAGAUUUUUGGAAGUAUAAUUACCGGGUUUGCUGUACCUUUGAAGGAGGAACACAAAAUGUUCCUGUGGCGAGCUCUGAUCCCUCUGCACAAACCUAAAUCAAUCGGUGCUUAUCAUCAACAGUUAACCUAUUGUGUUGUACAGUUCGUAGAAAAGGAGCCGAGAUUGGGCAGCAUGGUGAUCAAGGGGUUGUUGAAAUAUUGGCCCGUGACAAGUAGCCAGAAGGAGUUGAUGUUCUUGAGCGAGGUGGAAGAGCUUUUGGAAAAAAUUAACACAGCAGAGUUUGAAAAGAUCAUGGUCCCAUUAUUCCGCCGGAUAGCAUGCUGCCUCAAUAGCUCCCAUUUCCAGGUGGCUGAAAGAGCACAUUUCCUAUGGAACAAUGACCACAUCCUAAAUUUUAUCAUGCAAAACCGGCAGGUGAUUCUGCCUCUCAUCUUCUCAGCUCUGGAGCGAAACACCCAAAGCCAUUGGAACCAGUCGGUGCUCAACCUGACACAAAAUGUUAGGAAAAUGUUCUACGAGAUGGAUGAAGAGCUCGUGCUCACCUGCCAAGGCAAGUUUGAGGAGGAAAACUCGAAGCUGAGCGUUGCAGCUGAGAGGCGACGAUUGACAUGGGAGCGCCUGGAAACGGCUGCUGCUUUUCAACCCGUUGCUCACGGUAACCUCAGAGGUCUGGUAAAACCUGCUGCCUGCGCGGUUGCAUGCUAAUAAGUGGUUAACCUAUGGCCUUGCGUUCAAGCUUCUCCUAGUACUAAGAUGCUGCAUUUGGGAGAUUGAAAGCAGUAUAAGAAGGCUGAAAAGCCUUUAUUGUAACAUAUGAAGUGUUUAUUGAAAUAUGAACACAUUUGGGAUACCAAUCGUUAGGAUUGUAUUUGCUAAGCUGGGUUGAGAGAAGUGGUGGUGCUACAGCUAGCUGAUAAGUUCUGAGGGCUCUUUGUUUUGUGCCCUCCUUUUUUUUCUCUCUGUCUCUCCCUCUCUCUCUUUCUUUUUCUACUUAAUUAUCUCUCCCUAGUUGUUAGGAAGAUGGAGAGCAUGUUGUCUUCCUCUUGGAAAUUACAGCAAGAAUGUCCAGGCUGUUUGUUUC
Molecule: messenger RNA, 2323 nt
Organism: Diospyros lotus (date-plum)
Lineage: Eukaryota; Viridiplantae; Streptophyta; Magnoliopsida; Ericales; Ebenaceae
Product: serine/threonine protein phosphatase 2A 57 kDa regulatory subunit B' kappa isoform-like
Exons: 3
Coding region: 421-1947 (508 amino acids)
Biological process (GO): signal transduction
Cellular component (GO): protein phosphatase type 2A complex
Molecular function (GO): protein phosphatase regulator activity
Source: RefSeq, a predicted model, not a curated record